UUCUCGGCCGCCGCCGGGCUCCGCGCGCUGGCGCGGCUCGAUCUCUCCUUCAACGCGCUCUCCGGGGCCGUCCCCGCGGCGCUCGGCGCGCUCGCCCGCCUCGAGCUCCUCGACCUCUCCAUGAACAGGCUCUCCGGCCCCAUCCCGCCCGCCCUCGGCCUCGCCGCCGGCCUCAAGUUCCUGAACCUCUCCAACAACGCCCUCUCCGGCUCCAUCCCCGACGAGCUCAGGGGCCUCAAGGAGCUCCAGGAAGUGCAGAUUUCGGCCAACAACCUCACCGGCGCCAUCCCCGGCUGGCUCGCCGGCCUCCCCGGCCUCCGCGUGCUCUCCGCUUACGAGAACGCGCUCUCGGGGCCGAUCCCGCCGGGGCUCGGGCUCUCGUCCAAUCUCCAGGUGCUCAACCUCCACUCCAACGGCCUCGAGGGGAGCAUACCGAGCAGCCUCUUCGACCUUGGCAAUCUGCAGGUUCUGAUCCUCACCGUGAAUAGGCUCAACGGCACCAUCCCGGAUUCAAUCGGCCGGUGCCUCGGCCUAUCCAACGUGCGCAUCGGCAACAAUCGCCUCGCGGGCGCCAUCCCGGCAUCCAUUGGCGACGCCACCAGCCUGACCUACUUUGAGGCCGACAGCAACCAGCUGUCCGGCAGCAUCCCCGCUCAGUUUGCACGCUGCGCCAACCUGACGCUGCUGAAUUUGGCCUACAACCGCCUUGUCGGCGAGGUGCCGGACAUGCUUGGGGAGCUGAGAAACCUGCAAGAGCUCAUCAUCUCCGGCAAUGGCCUCGGUGGCGAGUACCCGAGGUCCAUUCUGCGGUGCCGGAACUUGAGCAAGCUGGACUUGAGCUACAACGCUUUCCGCGGCGGCUUGCCAGACACCAUCUGCAACGGAUCCAGGCUGCAGUUUCUUGUGCUCGAUCAUAACGAGUUCUCGGGCAGCAUCCCGCACGGUAUCGGUGGCUGCAGCCGGCUUCUCGAGCUGCAGCUUGCCAACAACAACCUGAGUGGUGAGAUACCAGCCGAAAUGGGCAAGAUCAAGAGCUUACAGAUUGCGCUGAACCUCAGCUUCAAUCACCUUUCAGGGCCGCUGCCCCGUGAGCUUGGGCGGCUCGAUAAGCUCGUGGCGCUGGAUUUAUCUAGCAAUGAGAUAUCUGGUGAGAUCCCUGCUGACAUGAGAGGGAUGCUGAGCUUGAUAGUAGUCAACCUGUCAAACAACCGGCUCCGUGGUGCCAUACCGGUGUUCGGGCCGUUUCAGAAGAGUGCAGGGUCCAGUUUCUCCGGCAAUGCCAAGCUGUGCGGCGACCCGCUGGAUGUGGACUGUGGACCGAUUUAUGGCUCCAAUUAUGGAUCGGACCACAGGAAGAUAUCUUACAGGGUGGCCCUGGCAGUUGCUGGGUCCUGCGUGCUCAUCUUCUCAGUGGUAUCAUUGGUGGUCACGUUGUUCAUGUGGCGUGAGAGGCAGGAGAAGGAGGCCGACGCAAAGAAGGCCGAGGCAGGGGAGGCGGUCGUCGUCGAAGCGAGGCAUGUCAUGGCUUCAAGUGUGUUCAUUGAGAGCUUGCAGCAGGCCAUUGAUUUCCAGACCUGUGUCCAGGCGACGUUCAAGGACGCCAGUGCACUGAGGAGCGGCACGUUCAGCACGACCUACAAGGCUGUCAUGCCAUCAGGCAUGGUGGUGUGUGUGAAGAAGCUGAAGUCGGUCGACCGCGCGGUCGUCCACCACCAGGCCAAGAUGAUCCGGGAGCUCGAGCGACUCGCGCACAUAAACCAUCCCAACCUUGUGCGUCCCAUUGGGUAUGUCAUCUACGAGGAUGUUGCGUUGCUGCUGCAGUAUGACAUGCCGAAUGGAACAUUGCUUCAGCUGCUGCACGGUUCAAACAACUGUGAUGGUGACCAAGAGAAGCCUGACUGGCCAAAGCUGUUGUCAAUCGCGAUUGGCGUCGCCGAAGGGCUGGCCUUCCUCCACCAGAUUGCCACCAUCCACCUCGAUAUUUCUUCGGGUAAUGUCUUCCUUGACUCGCACUACAACGCGCUUCUUGGCGAAGUUGAGAUCUCCAAGCUGCUGGACCCUUCAAAGGGCACUGCCAGCAUCAGCGCGGUAGCUGGCACAUUUGGUUAUAUACCUCCAGAGUAUGCCUACUCAAUGCAGGUUACUGUACCAGGAAAUGUGUACAGCUUCGGGGUACUGCUGUUGGAGAUCCUGACGUCCAAGAUGCCGGUGGACGAGGAGUUUGGCGAGGGUGUGGACCUUGUCAAGUGGGUGCACUCUGCGCCGGAGAGGGGGGAGACGCCGGAGCAGAUCAUGGACCCGAGGCUGAGCACCGUGUCGUUUGCGUGGCGGAGGCAGAUGCUCGCCGUGCUCAAGGUCGCGAUGCUAUGCACGGAGCGCGCCCCGGCGAAGCGGCCCAAGAUGAAGAAGGCUGUAGAGAUGCUGCAGGAGGCCAAGAACAGCUGACCGCUCACUGCAUCCUCUUGCUGAAUGCUAAGAUUGCUCCUACGGAGACGAAAUGACAAGCAUAAAGAACAUUGCACGCCGCGAAUCUGCAGUAAUUAUUCGGCCGGCUGCAGAGGAAAAGCAAGCAGCAGCACAGAAGCGGAGGAGGUAACGCCGUUGGCCGUUGCCUGAUUCAUCCUCGCGCCGCCGGGGCUGCAAUAGAGCUCCGCCGUGGCUGCAUUGAAACGCCACCGGAGCUGCAUCGCAUCAUCCUCGCGCUACAUGGCAGCUUCAGUCGUCGUCGUCGUCAUGCUUUUUGUCGCAGCUUUCGCCAUGGCCGCCGCGUGCUGCGUCGCUGCAUCAGCCGUCAUCGCCGGCGCUGCAAUGAGUGCUCCCGGGGCUGCAAUGGAGGGACGUCGGCGCUCCGCCGCGACUGCAAUGGAGCACCGUCGGGGUGUUGGAGCUUUGUCCCAGUUGCAAUGGAGCUUCGCCGCGGCUGCAAUGGAGCACUGUCGGGGACGUUGGAGCUUCGCCGCGGUUGCAAUGGAGCUUCGCCGCGGCUGCAAUGGAGUACCAUCGGGGACGUCGGAGCUUCGCCGCGGCUGCAAUGAAGCGUCACUGGGAUGCAAUGGAGCAACCGGCGUCGACGGUGCUUCCAUGGAGUUGCAGUGGAGCUUCGCCGAGGUUUCGUCGGUGCUGCGUUGAAGCUUUAUUUGCAGUCCUUAGUGCUACCAUGGUGCAGGCCCCCGGUGAGUCUCGGCGCUGCGAUAUAGCGCGUCGCCGGCAGCUCUUUUUGGAGCGAUGAUGCAGCAUCUCCAGCUGCUCCAGGGCUGCGAGGUCGCCGGCGUAGGUGCCAUCCGUUGGUUUUUGUUGCACCAUGGCUGUGUUCAGAGGAGGCAUGGUGUGGAUUGACGAUGGGCUGAUGCACCUUCACUGCAGAGCGGGACGCGGUGUGGAUCGAAGGACUGCUGGGAUCGAACAUCACUAGGGCCAAUCGGACGGUUGACUAGGCGGAUGAAAUUAUUCGGUUGAUUCGUAGCAACCGUCAAUUCGUUUAGAGCUUUUUGGUUUGUAGGAAUGAAAUCCUAUUUUUAUGGAAGAA
This is a messenger RNA of Triticum dicoccoides, 3526 nucleotides long. Its product is annotated as leucine-rich repeat receptor-like tyrosine-protein kinase PXC3. The record is from RefSeq and is a predicted model, not a curated record. Gene Ontology annotation, biological process: protein phosphorylation. Gene Ontology annotation, molecular function: protein binding; ATP binding; protein kinase activity. The transcript is spliced from 3 exons. The coding region runs from base 121 to 2445 and encodes 774 amino acids. Lineage: Eukaryota; Viridiplantae; Streptophyta; Magnoliopsida; Poales; Poaceae.